UCUCUAUGUUUUGUCGUUUUAUCUGUUUGUUCAAUGGGACGUAAGUUGCAGGUUGUUACUCUUUUAUCCAUGUAUUGAAUUUCCGUGCGGCAUCGCUGGACUUCCUCACACACAGUCCGUGAGCAGUGCAUCUGUGGCGGAGUCCAGCAUCUGUGUCCAACGCCGCAGAGGCUGUCCCGCUCCUCAUCCGCUUCUGCUUCUCCACAUCCUUCGGAUGGAGGAGGUGGAGCAAAGGAGGCGAGCGAGGCUGAGCAGCGGAGGCAGCGCGAGGAAACGACUCUAAAACGUGCGGAGCACGUGAGGAGCAGGCGGCGGGUUGAGGAAGAGGACGCGCCGAAGCGCUGGACGGGAGUCGUGUUCGCUACUGGAUGUGUGGCUCGUGCUGUGACCACGCUAUCACUCACAGAUGAGGCCACAUUCACCCCGGGCUCCGUUCAAAGUGGUGUCAUAUUGCCUUGGGAAUGAACUUUGACCCCACGUGACCCCGCCCACUUGUCAACGAUGGAAUUGCUCACCGCCGCAGGUCCUCCCUCUCUCCUCCCUCACCUCCCUCUCCUGUGCAUGUCUUGACAUGCACAGGAGAGGGAGGAGACAAAAAAAAAAAAAAAAACAAGAAAAACCGGAGCGUGUGAGAGCCACCGAGACGAGAAUGAGAGAGAGGGAGGUGUGAGGUAUGAACGGAGGGCUGAGAAAGGGAAAGGGCUUCUGGUUAUUGGAAGGCUGGGGGUAAAGAAAGCAGCACAGAAGCCGAGAGCAGCAAAACACUGUGGCUGUAAUUGGAAGACGGAGGACGAGGUGGAAGGCACAGCUCUGUGAUCUCCAGGAGAAGCGCGAGAAGAGCCAAGGUACUCACGGCUCCAUCCCCACGAAACCCCCAGGAUAAACAAAGGAGGCGAGGAGCGGGCGCCGGGCGACGCAUCCUCUCCCCGACACCUCUUCCUGUCGCCGCGCACCUCAGGACCUGCAGGGGAGGGACGGCGGCUAAUAAUCACCUGAUGCAACGCUUUCAGGAACUCGUGGAGUGAGGAGAAGCUCAGGCACUGCAAGAGCUGUCAUCAGCCGCAGCUCCUCCUGAGAGUCAGCGCGGGAGCAUGGGACGCGGAGGUCAGAGCAGCGGCGUGUCCUCUGGGUGUCAGACUACGAGGCGCGAAUGAGCGGCGGCGGCGGCUUCGGCAGCAGCUCCAGUUUGCUGCGGGGCCGGCGGUUCUACUGCCGGGAAUGGGCCCUGGACAAGGUCCGGCGCUGCCUGGACGGCCGCCCCGUGCCGGGCCAGCCGCCGGGCCUCCUGGUGGUCGGGGGUCCUGGCGCCGGGAAGACGGCCCUGUGCACUGAGCUGAUGUGGCCCGCGUCGAAGGCCGGGCUGGCGCACGGGCUGGCGCCGCGCUGCCUGGCCUCACAUUUCUGCCAGAGGGAGGACCAGCGCAGCACGGUGGUCUGGAGGUUCGUUGUGGGACUGGUGGAGCAGCUCAGGGCCUCGCCUCUCCUCCCCCCUGGGUGCAAGGAGAUUCUGAACGGCCCGUCGGUGUCGUCCGCUCUGGAGCCCCUCGCCUGUCAAACGGACCCGGACGGCGCCUUCAGGAGAGCAGUGUUGGACCCUCUCCUGGACCUUCCCCCGCCCGCCCAGGCCCUGAUGCUGGUGGUGGACUCCCUGGAUGUAGCAUAUGGUGCGGGUGCAGGACGUGAGAGGAGCGGGUCCAUCGCGGAGCUCCUGGCAACCAGUCAGCACCUGCUGCCGGCCUGGCUGCUGCUGGUCUGCUCUGUCCGCCGUCAGAACAAGGCCGUCUGCAAGAUGUUCUCAGGAUUUCGCAGGCUGUGUCUGGACGACCUUCGGAAGCCGCUGCCGGUGCGCGACGUGCAGCAGUACAUCCUGUGCAGGCUGGACGAGGACGCGGCUCUUCGCCGGCAGCUCACCCCCGACACCGCCGACAUGCUCAAUCUGCUGCACAUCAAGAGCGGCGGCUGCUUCCUCUUCCUGGAGCGCGUGCUGGAUGGCGUGGCAGCCGCGUUGGUGGGUCUGCGGGAGAUCAGGGACAUCCCUGGGACCCUGAACGGACUCUACCUGUGGCUUUGCCAGAGGCUGUUCCCCCGGGGGCUCUUCGUCUACAUCAAGCCUCUCCUCAAUGUGCUGUUAGCGGCGCCGAGGCCACUCACGCCUCAACAGCUGUUUGUAGCCGUGUGGACUAAAGACACGUCGCUUAGUCAGCAGGACUUCCAGGACAAGCUCAGAACCCUUUCUCCUCUUCUGAUCGAUGGCGCGGGGGGCACCAAACUGCUUUUUCACGCCAGCUUCGCAGAGUGGCUAAUAGAUGUGAAGUAUUGCACACAGAAGUACCUGUGUAGCAGAACCGAGGGCCACAGCAUGCUCGCCAUGGCCUUGACUCUGCAGGGACCACAUCUCGACACAGAGCGCAUUUGCCAGCUGGCCACACACUUAGUUUGCUCAGGUCACCAUAAAGAUAAGCCCUCGUUUCUGGCUCUGUGGAUGCUGUGGGCGGGUGUGCCUGCUCUCAAUCCCAGCUGCAGCCGUGCACUCACCACCCUCCUAUCGCACCCUCCUGCUCUGGUCAGUCAGGCAGCCCAUCAGCUCCUAAUGAGGAGCGGGCUUGUCUCUGCAACUUGUUGUCCUGAUGCCGACUCAAGUGUUAAAAGAGGCAGCAUAGACCAUGAGGUAACUAAUUUACCACAGGCAUUUGAAAGACAAGUGUCCAUGAGACUCUUGGACAGUGGGUUGCAUGAAAACCAGCUUGGUUGUACAGAUGAGCCGACCCUGCUUCUUAACGCUGCACUUGAGGGCUCUGCAAAACUAGUUGAACUUCUCCUGUCACGUGGCUGCGACGCACUGAUGAGUGACCAUCAAGGCCAAACGCCGCUGACUCUGGCUUCCAGGCAAGGCCACGUGAGCGUGCUGUCUGCGCUCCUGCGGUGGGCCAAGAGCCGCGAGGGCGCCCAGGCGGCGCGGAUGAUGGAGCACGUGGACAGUGAAGGAUGGACAGCGCUCCGCUCGGCAGCCUGGGGAGGACACAACGAAGCCGUGCGCCUCCUGCUGGACGCGGGGGCCGACGUGGACGGAUGCGACAGCGACGGUCGCACCGCUCUGAGGGCUGCCGCCUGGGGGGGGCACGAGGAAGUCGUCCUGACGCUGCUUCGCUAUCGCGCACACGUCGACAAGGCUGACAGCAAGGGUCGCACGCCUCUCAUCGCCGCUGCAUAUAUGGGACACCACGAAGUAGUGGAGAUUCUGCUGGACCACAUGGCGGCCGUUGACUUGGCCGAUGGGGACGGCCGCACCGCGCUGUCUGUCGCCGCCCUCUGUGUCCCCACUGCAGCAGGGGUCAAAGGUUACGGUGAGGUGGCGGGUUUGUUGCUGGAGCGCGGCGCUGAUCCGGGACACAGGGACAAUGACGGCAUGACGCCGCUGCUGCUUGCGGCCUAUGAGGGAAACGACGAAGUGGUGGAGCUUUUGUUAGAAGCUGGCGCUGAUGUGGACGAGACUGCCGGCCCGGACGGCAGCAUCACGGCUGCGGCUGCCGUCACCCCCCUGCUGGCAGCGGCAGCUAUGGGCCACAUGAAGACCGUGUCCCGGCUGCUCUUCUGGGGAGCGGCGGUGGACGCCAUUGACUGCGAGGGGAGGACGGCGCUCUGCCUGGCGGCGGCAAGAGGCAGCAUCAAGGUGGUCCGCGCCCUUCUGGACCGAGGGCUGGAUGAGAAUCACAGGGACGACCUGGGCUGGACGCCGCUGCACGCCGCCGCCUGCGAAGGCCACCGGGCCGUUUGCGCCGCGUUGACCGAGCAGGGCAGCAUGGCGCGUGUGGGGGAGAUGGACAUCGAAGGGCGCACUCCUCUUAUACUGGCUGCCCAGGAAGGCCACUGGGGCACAGUCAAGCUGUUGUUGGACAGACGCUCUCCCAUUGACCACAGGGCGUAUGACGGGCACUCCGCCCUGACCGCUGCCCUCCUGGAGGGCCAUGCUGAGGUCGCGGACCUGCUCAUGAGGCGAGGGGCUGACACCAACGUGCGGGACGCCGAGGGGAGGCCUCUGCUCUACCUCCUGGUGUUGGAGGGGCUCCUUGACAUGGCCACGCUGCUCAUCGAGAAAGGGGGAGUGCCGCUGGAGUCCCGCGAUGCCGAGGGCCGCACCGCUCUUCACGUGGCGUCCUGGCAGGGACGCCUGGGGAUUCUGGACCUGCUUCUCAAACACGGCGCGAACGCAAACGCACAGGACAAAGCGGGGAGGCCGCCGCUGCAUUCGGUGGCUUGGACGGAAAACGCUGAAGUGGGACGUCGCCUCCUUGACGCCAGUGGGGUCAAUAUUGACCUCGCUUGUCACCAGGGGGCAACGGUUCUGAGCAUUGCUGCCCAGGAAGGACACACCAACAUUGUCGCAAUGCUACUGGAAAGAGGCGCAAAUCCCAAUCACGUGGAUAAAUAUAACCGUACACCGGUCAAAGUGGCUGGGAAACACGGCCACAUUCACAUUGUUAGGCUCCUGGAGAGCUAUGGAGCCAAGCCAUACCUAGGUCUGCUACCUAGCUCGGGUACUGUUUCACCUGCAAAGCCCAACAAGAUCUCCCACAUCUCCUCGGGCUCCUCAGAGAAAACCAGAGGCGAAGCCACAGCUGUUACGUCCUCCUCCUCACUAUCGUCUCCUGCUUCUACUGCGGAGCGGUUUCACUCCAUGCAGAGCUCCCAGGCCUCAUCCACCUGCCACUCGCUGGCCACCGUCCAGACGGUGCCCGCCGACAGCCUCAGCUUCAUUCAGCAGAUCCAGCAGCACUCACUGCCCCGCAGCCGGAGCCGCCCCUCCACCCUCCCACCACCGGGGAGCUCAGGCAUGGGCAGCCUCCGCGGAAGUAGCCAGAGGCCCCGCAAAGCCAGCCCUCCUCCCACCGCCUGUACAGUCACGGCCAUGAUGCACUGUGAACUGCCAGAGAAAGGCUUGUCCUCUGGGUUUGAAUAUCAAGACAACAUGAUCAAACUGAACCCAAACUUUAAAAAAGCGGACGCCGGCGACAAAUGGUACUCAGUCAUGGCUUCCCUUGGGAUAAUGCCAGGACAGGACAGUCCGGCAGUCGGUGCUAAAACCCGGGAGAGCCCUCCCCUGGGCUACCCUUACAGGCUACAGAGCCCGCUUCAAGGGGAAGCCUGGGAUUCUGUACCCCACAAGAACAUUUUGUCACCUGCUUGCUACGGUUUCACUCCAGUCCCGCCUUGCAGUGCCUUGCCAAUGGAUGUCAUGGACACUAUGACAACCACAGACCCACAGCUUAAGCUGAAACGGGCCAUCAAACUACAGUUUGAAGGACCGACCAGUGCAGCCUUAUACAAGAGAGAGACGCCGCUGUGACUGGUGUCAGAGACCAAGAUUAGAUUGUUAUAAUGUCUUUUAUUACUUUAUGUGAAUAUGUACUAAAAUCGUUUACUACUGGAAACACAAUACUUAACCAUGGGGCUAGAGAAAAUUAUUUAUAAAGCAAAACUGCCAAAUAUCCUGUGGCUCAUCUCACAUUUAAGCAUUUGCUGCUUGUCUUUCGCAAUAUUUGGUUUUGGUUACGUAGAUAUUUGGAAAAAGCAUCGUCCAAUUCAUGGAUCACGAUUUGUGGUACAGUAAUAAUAAAUACCACAGUUAUUUUUGGUUUAAUUUUAACAGCUUUGUUGUGGAUGGAGACUGUUCCCGAGUUCAAAGAGGGGUUUUCAGAUGUAACUGUUUAGUAUUGGGCUUCAGAUGAGGAGGAAGUGGAGUCUUUCUCCACCAAACAGCUACGUGAGUGUCGUGGAAGUUUACAGUCCUGUCCUUCCUGUGUGGAGUGUGUGGAGCAGGGCUCUCACACACAAUGAGGCCUAUUUGUUAAAAUUUCUGAAAACAUCCAUAAAAGGCUGCAUGUUUAAUUUAUUGUUAUAAUUUUGCAGAUCCCUGUGUUUCAGUAAAAGAACAGCUGUUAGAGCUUUAAGUUGGUGCCUUUGGUAUUUACUAUAACCGCCUGCAUCCCUCAGGCCAAUCUAGAGCAGUUUGCUGAAAAACAAAUCUUCUAAAUCCUGACCCAGUUCAUGAUUCUGUAUGAACCAUAAAAGACGAUCAGAUUUACUGAAGCAACUUGGCUCGUGUUCAGUGUGUCUGUGAGCAAGCAGGAAGGAAAAUUGGACCAUAAAAGCUGAGGGUGGAUGUGGGCGUGUUGUUAAAUCCAAACUUGUUUGUGGCCUAAAGAAAUUUCUAGUUCAUUUUCGCAGGAUUAAUAUUUAAUUACAUCUAUUAAAAUGGAAAAGUUUGCCAUAA
Molecule: messenger RNA, 6271 nt
Organism: Betta splendens (Siamese fighting fish)
Lineage: Eukaryota; Metazoa; Chordata; Actinopteri; Anabantiformes; Osphronemidae
Gene: ankrd50l
Product: ankyrin repeat domain 50-like
Exons: 6
Coding region: 1151-5344 (1397 amino acids)
Molecular function (GO): protein binding
Source: RefSeq, a predicted model, not a curated record